Pedinophyceae sp. YPF-701 is the source of this 6225-nucleotide messenger RNA. NCBI's taxonomy places the organism in Eukaryota, Viridiplantae, Chlorophyta, Pedinophyceae. The record is from the annotation of a GenBank genome assembly.
AUGGCGAGCAUUCGCGAGGACGGCCCGGAAGAGGGCAGGGGGCUGCAGGCGUACUUCCAGGCGCUAGGGGUGCUCCAUCUGGGCACGUCUGAGCCGGAUUACGGCCUGGCGACGUGCGGCGUGGCGACCUGCGACUCCGUGCCGCUCGUGUGCUUCUUCAACGGAGCGGGCGUCUUCGUCGCGGACCCGGAAACGCUUCUUCGGAGCGCGCAGCUCGGCGAGGACACCGGCAAGGUGCAUCCUCAGGAUCCCGGCGAUGUCGGAGUCACGACGAUCCCCAUCAGCGGCGUCACGGGCGUCGCAAUAUCCGAGGACGCGCGCGCGCUGGCUGUUGCCACCGGCGACAGCCUGCAAAUCUUCUCCACGGCAGACCUGCUCUCAGGACAGCCGCCGGACCCGGUCGCACGCCACAGCACACCACACAUCGUGCACCUGCAGUUCCAGCCAGGCGAUUCCGCCGCCCCCGGACGCAGCAGGCUCCUCUUCCUCUCCUGCCCACCAGGCGAAGCCGCCGGCACGCUCUACCUCACCGAGCCGCACGGCGCAAACCCCACGCAGCUCUCCAUCCCGCCCUGCUACGGCGCCUGCUGGCUCGCGUGCGGCAGCGGCAUCGCCGCGUCCACGGGGCGGGCCCUUGUUUUCAUCUCCACCUCCGGCACCGUCGCCGCGUCGCUCGCGCCCGCGCAGCUCAGCGCCGACGACGACGGCAGCGCAGACGCCCCGUACAUCAUCAGCGGGGUCGCCGCCGUCGCCCCGGACCGCCUCCUCCUCGACGUCACCUCGUUUCAGGAGCCACGCAACGAGCCUGCUUUGCUGGUCGCUCCGGCGGGCGCCGGCUCGCUGAUGGCGGCGGCGGGCGGGGCGGGGGGCGGCCUGGAGUCCGCGCGGCUGAUCAGCGUGCUUGCGCCGCCGUCGGCGGCGGAGCUGGGCAUCGAGGAUGGGGUGCACGGCGGGCGGAUGUGCGCGCUGUUGAUGGCGGGGGGCGUGCCGGCGUGGGGGCUCGCGGUGACGGCGCACCGGCUCGCGAACGACUUCCAGGUCGGCUUGAUUGAUACGGAAGCCGCGGCCCCCGAGGACUUUUACAUGGACCGGCGGCCCGUCUUCCCGCCCCUCGCCGACGACGUCGACGGCAACUACGUGGUCGGGCUCGCCGUGAUGCGCUGCGCUGUACCAACCAUCGCCGCCGUACCCCAUCCAGAAGACAAAAACAAAGCACUGCCCCCCUCGCCCCUCGCCCUCAUCGUCACCGCGGACGGCCGCCUGCGCUGCUUCGCGGUCGCGGCGCUCAACUUCGCCACCGACGCCGGAGAACACAUGAUGCCGUAUGACAUCAACCCCCUCACAGCCACCCGCGGCGACGCCGCGCCGCAACCGCUGCGGCUCGAAGGCGGCGCGCCCGCGGCCGGCAACCCCGACCUGGCGGCCGCGGCGGCAGCUGCGCUCCCGACCGACGACGACGACGACUUGUGGGAGGAUGAAGCUUCGGACGGCGCUCCGGAGACGCCGCGCGGCGACUCUGGACCGGCGGCGGGCGCGCAGGCCGAGCGGAGCGCGCCUGCGAGCGGCGGGUCUGGGUUCGGAGCGGCGGGCUUCGCGUUCGGCGCGCCGGCGGGGUCUUCUUCGGCCGGGUUUGCGUUUGGCGCACCUGCAGGGCAGAAGGGUGCAGGGGGCGCGGCGCAAGGAGCGCGAGCGGGCGGGUUCGGUCUGCCUGCGUCCAGCGAGGCUGCCGCGGAGCCUGCGCGCGACGGGGGCGCGAAGGGGCUCGGUGCGGGGGCGUUUGGCGGGCCGAGCGCGCCUGCGGUGAGCGGGAGCCAACCCGCGGGCGCGUUCGGCUUCGGAGCGCCCGCCAAGGCAGCUGAGGCGACGGAGACAGCCCGCGUCGAGUCCACGGGGGCUGCGAAGGGCGGCGCGGGGUUCGCGUUCGGAGCUCCCGCGCAGACCGAGCCCGACGCCCCAGGGGGGUCAAAAGCGGGGGGGGGGGCGUUCGGGUUCGGUGGGCCCGGCUCCCAGGAAGCGAGCAGGCCGGGCGGCGCAGGCUUCGCGUUCGGAGGCCCGGCCGCGUCGGGGGCGCCGGCAGCAACAACACCGUCGGCACAACCGGCAGGUUUCGGAUUCCCGUCGUCGACGGCGAGGGACGCCGGGGCGCCGGCGGCGGGGCUCGGCUUCGCGGGGGGCAAGCCGGGAUCGGCGACGGGCGCGGAGCCGGCGGCGAAGCCCGCCGGAGGGUCCGGGCUGGGUCAGACGCUGGGAGCGGGGGGGUUGAGCUUCGCUCCUGCCGCGGGGCCGAGCACGGCCGCGGCUGCGCCGGCCGACGCGGGCCGGUCCAAGGAGAAGCAGGCCGAAGCUGAAACGUCUCGUGCGGCUGCCACGUCGCCCCCGGGGAGCCAGCAGCCCCCCGCCGCGCCCACGACGGCGACAUACCCAUCCCCGGCGCUAUCCACGCCGUCGCCGGCGGCUGCGUCCAGUGGCGGCACGACGGCGCCGUCUGCGGCGCGGGCGCAGGACGGCCCCACGCCGCCCAGCGACGCAGGCCCGGCCCGCGGCGCAACCCCGGCGUCCGUUGGGUCGCAGCUGCUGCCGCCCGGCGCGCUGUCGCCGGAGAUGCUGCUGGAGUGCGUUCGGCAGAUGAGUAUCGCAGAGAAGGCGCAGUUAGCGGAGGCGUUGCGACCUGCUUUGUCGUCGCCGGGGCUGACGGCGCCGAAACGCACGGAAGAUGCGCAUGAGAGCGAGCGGCGCACGGACAGCUCCGGCACGGUCGAGGACUCGGGCGACGAGGACGAGGGGGAGCGCGGGCGGCAGGCGCCGCCGUCGCCGGAGCCGCGCCCGCGGCCGUAUCCCGCCGAGGAGGCUUCGGGCGGACCGCCGCCGCCGCGGGCGGUGGACGCGAAGUGGAGCGUGCCGGCGGACGUGCGCGCCGAGUUCGACCGCCUCGGGUCGUGCGGAGAGGAGGCCGUGAAGACCGAGAAGGGCAUGCGAGAGAGCAUCGAGAGGGUCCGUCAGCUGCGCGCGCAAGCAGCGUCGCUGCAUGCCACGACGACACAGCACGUGCCGCCGGGCGUGAGCGUCUCGCGCCUCUUCAGCCACGCCGUCACCGCGGGCGGCCUCGCGCAGCUCGACGACGCCGUCACGGACCUCGCAAGACACUUCGGCGAGCACCGCAGCGACCUGGCAACGCUCAAGCGCGCCGGCGAUCACGUCCAGGGCCGCCUCGAGCACCUCAAGCAGUGCGUCAAGAGCGCGCGCGACGCCAUCGACGCGGUCCCGUCGGGAGAAGACGGGGCGGCGCCUCCUGGGUGGCUCGGACACCCUGACGUGUUGCAUGCGCACGCUGAGCUGAACAAGGUGUCGUUACAGGUCCGCUGCGAGCUGGAUGCGCUGCGCGAGGCGCGCGAGCAGGCUGCGAAGAUCGGGGGCACUCCUGCGCGCCGUGGGGCGCUGCCGGCGUCCGAAGCGGGGAUGACCGGGCUGCGCGGGGCAGCGCAACAGCGAGCACGCAUCGGGGCGCGUGCGGGCGGCGCGGGCGGAGCCGCGGACGCCGCGGACGUGGAGCGGCUGGUCCGGCAGGCGCACGAGCGCGUGAAUGCGCUGACGCGGCGGCUGGAGGCCGUGCAUGCUGGGGAGCGGGCGCUGCCGGCAAGCGACGUUGUUUCGAGGAUCGCCACGUGGGAGGCCGGGGCGGCGCGGCCGGCGGCGCCGUCGCCGUGGCGCGUGUCGCGGGAGGUGCGCGCGGACAUCGAGCGGUCGAUCCGGGCGAAGACGGUCAGCGCGAGCGGGGGGCCGCGGGUCUACGUUGAGAGGAGUACUGUCAAGAAAAGGCCCCCCCCUGACGACAGGGCGGUGGUGGAGGCGCCGACGCCCGCGGGCCGGCCGUCUCCGCUGCCGAUGCAGGCGCUCACGCCCGCGAUGGCGUCCCCCGCCGCCGCACGGCCAGCGUCGCCGGGCGCCUAUUUCAGCGCGUCGUCCGCGAUGCCGGCCGAAGACAUCGCGUCGCCGCCGCCGCGCACCGCGGCGCCAACGCCCGCCGCGGAACCGGCGAGCCCGGCCCCGGCGAAGAGCGCCGCGCCGAAACCUGCGCCAGCGCUGACGUUCGGCGGCGCCCCGCCUGCGACCAAGCCGGCGGCAGCGGGCGGGCUGUUCAUGGCGGGGAGCUCGUCGGGGCCGGCGAGCAAGCUGACGUUCGGCGGCGGCGCAGCGGCGUCGCUCCCAGGCGGCGGGGCACCUGCCAAGGAAGCCCAGGAGGGCGCGGCGUCCAGCAGCACGGCAACAGGUGCGUCUGCGCGGCGUUUCACGCCAUCUAGCUCGUUCGCCGGCGCGCGGGAGGGCUGCGUGUUCAAGCUGGGCCCGUCGGGUCUGGGGUACUAUUGCGACACCCCCCCUGAGUCCGUCGUGCCGGUGCCGUCCGACGAGGAGCUCGCUGAGCUGAAACGCCAGGCGCGGCGCGAACGUGCAGAGGCGAAGGCGAAGCGCACCGAGGCGGCCAGGGCCGCGGGCGACGCUGCAGCGAAGCGUGCCACUACAACAUCGACGUCCCCCGCGGGCGGCGGCAGCGGAAUCCAGUUCGCCACGAAACCGGCCGCGACGGCGGGCGGGGCGCCUCCGGAGCCGACGUUGGAGCAGCUCAAGGCCCUCCAGGGCUUCAAGGCGAGCGUGGCGAAGCCCGCGGGCGCGGGCACGGAGACGGGCAGUGCGUCGGCGACGGCGAAGGCUCCAGAGACGACGCAGACGCAGGGGGGCGCGCAGCAGGCGGGCAAGGACGCGGCGGCGAAGAAGAGCGGGGGCUCGGGCGCACCGCCGGAGCCCACGCUGGAGCAGCUGAGGUCCCUGCAAGGGUUCAAGCAGCAGACCUUGAAACAGGUCUCGUCUUCCGCCGAUCAGUCCGGGGCCGGACCCAGCACCGCCAAGGCCGCGACCGGCACGAAGCCCGCGGGCGGCGCGCCGCCUGAGCCCACCCUGGACCAGCUCAAGGGUCUCCAGGGCUUCAAAGCGAGCGUCGGCGCGGCGUCCACGGCGCCGGGCACCAGUGCCGCGCCCGCGACCUCGCAGGCGCCCAAGAAGGACGCCGACCCCUUCGGCGGCGGCUUCGGCAAGCUCUCCUUCGGCGGCGGCGCGUCCACGGGCGCUUCGUUCGGCGGCGGCGCGUCCACGGGCGCUUCGUUCGGCGGCGGCGCGUCCACGGGCGCUUCGUUCGGCGGCCUCGCCGCGGCGGCUCCGCCAGCGUUUGGCGCCGCGCCGUCGUCGUCCGCCUCGGCGCCGCUGUUCGGGUCCAGCGCGGCCACGACGUCCGCGCCAGCAGCGCUGUCCGGCUUCGGCGCGCAGAUGUCGAUGCCUGCGGCGUCCACACCGGCCGCGCCCACAACAACGACCCCGCCGGCCACUGGCGGCUUCGGGCAGCCGCCCGCCGCGUCGACCGGCGGCGCGUUCGCGUUCGCGAGCGGCGGCGGGUUCGGGUUCGGCGCCUCGAGCGCCGCGGGCGCCGCUGCGGCCAGCAGCGCCGCCGCGCAGCCCCCCGCAGCCGCAGCCAGCAGCGCAGGGGCCUUCGGGUUGGGCAGCGCGCCCGGCGCGUUCGGGGCAUCGACCACCCCGACCACAGGCUUCGGCGCAUCGCUGGGCACGCCGGCAGCGUCGAGCGGAGGCUUCGGGACGCCCGCGGUGUCCUCGCCGUUCGGACAAGCGCCUAGCACUGCAACGGGCGCCAGCGGCCUGUCCGGGAGCUCCGCGGCCGCAUCGGGGGGCUUCGGCGCGUCGUCGGGCUUCGGCGGGCAGAAGCCCGCGACGCCGGGGGGCUUCGGACAGCCGAGCAGCUUCGGCGCGCCGUCGGCGUUCGGCGGCGGAGUGACGACGGCCACGGGAUCCGCGUUCGGCCAGCCCCCCGCGUCAACGAUGGCGGGCGUGGGCGGCGGGGCGGCGGCGGGCGCGUUCGGGCAGCCGAGCGCGUUCGGCGCGCCGGCCGGCGGCGGUGCCACGGCGGCGGCCGGUGGGUUUGGGCAAGCAAGCUCGUUCGGUCAGCAACAGCCACAAGGCGGGCUCGGCGGCGCGGCGGGCGCUGGGGGGUUCGGACAGCCGAGCGGGUUCGGGCAGCCGAGCGGGUUCGGGCAGCCGAGCGGGUUUGGGCAGGGCAGUGCGAUUGGGCAACAGCAGGGAGCGGGGGCGAGUCCGUUUGGCUCGGCGGGCGGGGGGGGGUUCGGCGGGCAGAGCGGGGGCGGGUUUGGGGCGCUGCGGAAGUAG